GUUUUGCUCGAUGAACUUUGAUACUCGAUGCGGAACACUGGAAUUUCGUUGCAACGGGAACGGAGCUUCUUUCUCCAUACUUUUCCACGCUAUCAAUUCCUACUAUUUUAUUCAUCGUAUCGCACAAAAGUGUCCUCGCGUCUGUUAUCUCGUUCGCCGCGACGUUAAAUAAUCGAUGGCCAGGUGAAGUUUUUCGAAAACGCGAUUUCCGCCGCUAGCAACUUUAUAUAUUUAUUUUCAAUGAAAAUACUAGUCACAAGGAGAACGUCGCGUGAAUAAAAGAUCAAAAGACACGCGAGCCAAACCCCUGCGCGUGUAAGUGGGCGUCGUCGUCUCGGAAGAACGAGUUCUUCGCGUAUAUACGAUACGAUAAAUCGUGGCUAUAUACAUACCGCGUCGAAUCGACUCGGAAGAAAGUAAAAGAGUGUCCUUCUCCCGUUGGCCAAUCUCGCUGGAAAUGGGCAGGAAGCUUUUCACCGCGAAACUCGAUCGCGGCUUCAUGGUUCAAGAGACGGUAUUACGAAUAAUCGGUAUUUGGCCCAUAAACGCCGACAAUUUCGCGUCCGUCGGUCGAUGGAUUAUUGCCAUGAUGACGCAAAUCAGUACUAUCUGCACUCUGUCUCUGGAAACUUACCGGCACUGCCUCGACAUCGACGACACGAUGGACGCGUUCGUCAUGGAUCUAUCCUCCAUCGUCAGCCUCUCGAAAUUGUUCAUCUUGCGCUUAAACGCGAAGCACACACACGCCCUGAUAAGCUCGGUGAUCGAAGACUGGUCGACUGUCAGCGACUCUCGUGAAGAAAUCAUCAUGACGAAAUACUUCAGAAGAGGGCAAAUCGUUUCCCUGAUGAUUCUAUAUUUGGGCUACGCCUCCGGCCUGUCUUUCAUCGUCAAAGCAUUACCGUUCGGCGUUCUACUGCCUUUUCAGACGUUGAAAAGUUCCGUGAACGUGACGAUGAACCACCCGCUGCGGUUGAACUACUUCCUGGCUACGUAUUGCGUUUUCGGUUCGCUACCCCUGUUCCAUCACGUCUGCGUGCUGGUUUUACAGGGUAUGCACAUUUUCGUGAACGCGGUCAGUCACUGCGCCAACGACGGCCUGUUCUUCAGCUUGACCAUGCACCUCUGCGGUCAGUUCGAAGUUCUCAGGGCGAACCUCGCCGAGGUCGAGCUCGAGGGAUUCGCAGGUCAGAAGAAAAUCAACUUGCUUGUCGAACGACACUGUCGCCUCGCGGUGCUCGUCGACGACCUGGAGAAAAGUUUCAACAUGAUCAUCCUCGUUCAGCUGCUGAUGAGCGCUCUGCUAAUUUGCGUCGAUGGUUUCCUAUUUCUGGUCUGCCUAAAUACGAGGGACAAAGUCGGCGCGUUGAAGAGCGUGGUGCUGAUGGUGACGUUGCUCAUACAACUGUUCCUGUACGCCUACGCAGGCGACACCCUCGAAUCGCGGACAGAGGAGAUCGCGCGAGCCGCCUACGACUCGAAGUGGUAUCACUCCCGGGGUCGCGAAGCGAGAGACCUGGUGCUGAUAAUCAACCGCGGUAACAUGCCGUACCAAGUAACCGCUGGCAAAUUCUUCUCGAUGAACUUACUGACGUUCAAAGAGAUACUGAAGUCGUCGGCCUCCUACUUGUCCGUCCUCAGAGUGAUGAUGGAAGCAAUGAUUUGCGGAAACAUCCAUGCAGGGAUGGACGCAACGUCAAAGAAAGACUUCGCUUACGCGAUGACGCCGUUAAAAGUUCUGUCGUGGCCCGUUGGUACCUGGCCCCUUCAAAAGUACAACGUCUUCGCGAAGAUACGAGCCUAUUUCGCGAUUAUAUUUCUGACUCUAAUGCUAAUGAUCAUAUAUGCGGAACUGUCUCUCGACUACAGAGACGCCGAGAAGAAUCUGGACGCUAUGGUCAUAGUUACCUGCGGAAUUCUCGCGAUCGCUAAAGUCUAUCAUUUUCACGUGUGGCCGGAGAAUCUCAUCAAAAAUUUUGUAUCCGCUUCGAAGGAUUACAGCGAAUUGUACAGCAAGGAGAAACGAGCUAUUCUACGAAGGCACGCUUACAUGGGCAGAAUGGCGUGCGCCAGUCUGAUCGGUUUCGCUUAUUUCAGCGCGACGCUCUUCUCGGCCGUGGCUAUGCUAGUCGGGAAAGAGGAAGAGAUAGUUGUUAACGCAACCGAGGCACCGGACUAUCCCAUUCCUUCCGAACUGGUGUUGGAACUUGUACAGAUUCCGAAAUAUUUGUACUUCAUCGUCUUCGUCAUGGAGUAUCUGAUGCUGAUAUAUACGAGCAAUGGGAAUCUGGGCAGCGACACGUUAUUUCUUGGUAUCACGUUUCAUUUAUGCGGUCAAGUGGAAGUUUUGAAAAUGGAGAUCAUUGGACUGACGAACGAGAACGGGAAGACGUUGAAGAAGUUUAAAGUGCUGGUCGAGAGGCACAUUUAUUUAAUGCAGUUAGCGAAGAUGUUGAUCGAGACGAUCAGCUGGCUUUUGGUCUUGCAAUUGUUUUCGAGCUGCGUGCUUAUUUGCACGAGCGGAUUUCAAUUCAUUCUUGCGCUGAGCGCUGGGAACGUUAUCUUGACUUUAAAAACGUUUAUGGUCAUGUCAGCGUGUUUGGUGCAAUUGUUUGGAUAUAGUUAUACGGGUCAUUAUUUGAAAAACCAAAUGGAGAGUGUCGGUCACUCGACGUACUUCUCUGCCUGGUACGAUUUACCUCGAGAAGUGGCCAAGAGCAUGAUUUAUGUAAUUAUGAGGGCUCAAGACCCGGUAGAACUAAAAGCGGGAAGUUUCUUUGUCGUCAACAUGGAAACUUACAUGAGUAUUAUAAAAACGUCUAUGUCGUAUCUCUCUGUCCUUCGAGUAAUGGUAAACUCUUAA
This is a messenger RNA of Ceratina calcarata, 2863 nucleotides long. RefSeq lists its product as uncharacterized. The record is from RefSeq and is a predicted model, not a curated record. The coding region runs from base 458 to 2863 and encodes 801 amino acids. The transcript is spliced from 8 exons. NCBI's taxonomy places the organism in Eukaryota, Metazoa, Arthropoda, Insecta, Hymenoptera, Apidae. Gene Ontology annotation, biological process: detection of chemical stimulus involved in sensory perception of smell; sensory perception of smell. Gene Ontology annotation, cellular component: plasma membrane. Gene Ontology annotation, molecular function: odorant binding; olfactory receptor activity.